GGAAGUGCCUAUGACUGAAGGUGCUUGCUGUACUGUGACACAUUUUUCUCUUUGGUCUUUUACCAACUCAAACAAGAUCGGCCAUUAAGGUUGAAGUUAUAUACUGGUAGCAGACGAAGUUAUAUACUGGUAGCAGACAUAGCUGUGCAUCUAUCACUAGGCUCAAUUGAAGAGCCUAUGACUAUUAAGAUGUUGCAUUCCACUGCAACAUGUUUUUGCUUUGGUCUUUUACCAACUCAAGCAAGAUUGGCAUACUUUAUCAUGUGCUAAGGUCCAUAUUAUCAUGUUCAUUGCAAUGUGAUGAAUUCAGGUGUUAGAUUUUUCCACCUGCAAUUCAGGUGGUGGUACCAGUAGACCUGCUGAUAUAAGAUGCUAGUUCUUGAACUGUGUAUUAUGAUGAUUGUAAAUUUGUCAUGCCACGUCUGUUGAGAGUCGAGUUAUCCAUUGCUUUCUCAUCCACUGCUUAGCUGUUCAUGUACUUCGAGGAUCUAUGAAAAUGCUUUGAAACAUGUUUUUUUUUACAGGUUGAUCUGAUGUUGCAGAGUCAUCAUCAAAAUGCUGGGCCCUUGCUAUCAGACAAUGAGGCUGUAAUAGUUAAUGUAGGCAAUCUAUCUCUCAUCAAAGUUGAAAUGCUUUUCUUCUUGGUAUUGUCUACAUGUCACGCAGUUAUCCUAUCCCUAUCACAGAAAAUUUCAGAUACCUUUGUUAUUCUGGUAGAUGUUUCACUUCUCUGAAGUCUGAACUGUUGAGUUCUAGUUGUUGUUGAGGCUACCGGUAGCUAAGUUCAGCCAGACAUUGUUUGUUUGUUAUUCGAUACAUGCUAUGUUAGUAUGAUAAUUUGAUGUGGCAAUAUCGAACUUACGUGCAGUCAGAGGUGACAUAACAGCCGAGUGCCUUCUAUCAUGUAUGACAGGAAGUGACUUUGAAAUAUGUUGAUUUCUGCUUAUGACGCCGAAGAUGCUAAAUACUAGUAUUUUGUCAUGGACAUUCUGUAUUCACUAUCUGUAAUUUCUGUUAUUGCAUCUUGGUAUCCUAACCAGAAACCUUUCUUUGCCAAGGGCCCUGUUAAUCCAGGUCGCAUUACAGUAGAAGCUGUGAGUGCCCAGAUCGACAUGCUUGUGGGAAUACAGAUCUCUGCCCAUGGAAGCUGUUUCACAUGCUUGUGUCUGCCUGCUGCUAGGGCUGGUCUGAAUGUCUGAAACAGCAUGAAGCCUGUGGGUCUGUGUGGAACCCGCAGCCUCUUCCCGGGCCAAUUUUGUUUGUUGACGUGGUUUAAUGUUGGGCUGAAACAUAAUGCUGGGCCUGGCCGAAAUUAGACACACUGGGGCUCCCCAGUUUUCUGUGGAGCGAAGUUUUCUGUGGACCGGACCAGCUGCCUAUAAAAUGGUGGGUGGACUCACACGGCCGCGUAGCACUCCGUCUCCAAUUUCUCAAAAAAAAAAAGGAAAGAAAAAAGAGCACUCCGUCUCCGCCCCCAAACUACUCGGCCUCGCCGUUAACGCCAUUCCCGCCGUUCGCCGGCGUUCAGCUCCGCCCCACCCGAAUCGAGUCUACGCGAUGGGGAAGGAGAAGGGAGCAAGGGCGGCAGGGAUGGACAACAGCCUGGGCAAAGCCCCGCGCCUGGAGCCCACGGAUCCUAUACGCGGCGACGCGGAGGAGGGUGUGAUCAGGGACGCUAGCGAAGAGUGCGAGCACUUCCACUUUGAUACAAUGGAGAUGCAUGAGUUCUUAAAAAAGAUCAAGUCCUUGAAGCGCCACCCAGAGUGCAUGGCUUGCAAGCUCGAUACCACCGGUGGACAGCUGACGUUCAAGAAAUCCGAGUCUCGUUUUGUGAUGUGCUCGGGCUGCAGCCAGUAUUUCUGUGCCGGAUUAGUGACCAAUGUGGAUCGGCCCAUGGGCCACGCACAGCACCACAGGUGUCACCAGCAUCCGGUUGUUCUGUGGACAGAUCAACCCGAUGCUGCUUACUGCUUUCAGUGUCAAGGCAGCUUGGACCUCAAUAUGAUUGCCUCAGCGGCACGUGCUCAUGUGCCCUAUAUUGUCAGAGGGAUACCAAAUUAUGGGAACACAUGCUUUGUGAAUGCCUUGGUGCAGUGCUUCCUUGCACUUGAUAAGUUGCGGAUGUUGAUGUUUGAACCUAAUGCUCUGGCGGGGUCUCUUGGUGUGGCACUGAAGGACUUCUUUGUGGAGACAAUGGCUGGGAAUGAUGCAGGGGUAACACUGAACCCAGGUAGACUCUUGGGCAGUUUAGGCACAUUGAAAAAGAAGUACAAAGACCGUACUCAGGACGACAGCCAUGAAUUGCUUAUCUAUCUGCGUGAUGGUUUGAAUGCUGAGGAGUUGCGGAAGAGGCCUCCUGACAUGCCAAAGGGCGUUCCCACAGUUGUUGAUUCCAUUUUCCAGGGUCAGUUGUCUGAAACCUUGACUUGCAAAUGUUGCUCGAAACAGUCGCCUAGGCCAGUAGAACCAUUCUAUGACCUCUCGUUGAAACUGCCACCAAAAGGGCAUCCAACGAAAAGUAUUGCACCACCAAGGAGGAGCAGAAGGGAAAGAAAAGAUAUUAAAGACCUAUUUCAGCAAAUUUGGAAGGAUGAACAUAAGGUAGACUGUCUUCCAUCAAUUGAGGAGUGCAUGGAAUAUUAUUUUAGAAAAGAGGAGGUGAUAAGGAACUGUGAUAGCUGUAUGAAGGAUGGGGAGCCAAGCACCAGCCAAAGUAAAGAUGGUGGGCAGAUGGUGGCAAGCAUCAAUGAAAGCACAUCAGUUGACUGGGACCAAACUGAACGUUACCAUCAUGGAAAAGCAGAGGAAAACCGCGAUCUGUUCAGUGCCAAUGAUAACCAAUAUGCCAGCACACAACAUCAGUACACAAGGAUGCAAAUAGAGCUGGAAAAUACUGCACACCAAGUGGGACAAUCCCCAAAUAAGCAGAAAGGAAGACAAGCAGAUAAAGCUAUUGUUCUCAGCAUGCUGCCACCUGUACUAACUCUCCAUGUGGCGAGAUUUGUGGACAAGGAAAAGAGACUAGGACAUUUGAAAUUUGAGGAAAAUCUUGAUGUAGGAGAAUAUGUGGACCCCAGGUCUGAGGACAAAAAAGAUGCCAGAUAUCGUCUAGUUGGUGUCAUUGAGCACAUUGGGAACUCCUUGAAGAAGGGCCACUAUGUCGCUUAUGUGAGAGGAAGCAGGACUGGAAGUAAGCAGCAGAGCAGUGGGUCUUCCACAUGGUUUCAUGCAGACGACUCGAUCAUUAGGGAAGUCUCGCUAGCCAAUGUUCUCAUGUGCGAGGCCUACCUACUUUUCUACGAGAGGAUAGAAGAUUGAGACAUGUAUAGCAGUAUGUCCAAUUACUCAGAAGAGCAAUCACAGGGGAUUAGCGAACAUGCUUUGGUUUGGCCAAGGAUCCAGCCAGUCAGUUUGCACAGUAUCAUUGAGAUUCUUGUUCAAGUUCAUUCGUGUUGCUUUUGCUCUGAGGCAUCGUGGUGCAUCUGACCAACCCCAGCUUGUACCCCAGUUGGGGAGAUUAUAGCUCAUCUGGUCAUGCAUAUUGAUAGUCGCCUUUUGUUCUUUUGUUAGUGGUGUAACUAGGAAGAGAGUAGGAAUGCUGUGAUAAACGAGCCUUGGGCUUCGUUUUGUUGGAUGGUACUGAAUCUUACAUGCUGAUGCUUCACAUCUAGUGACGUGCGGAACCGCCUGUUCUUUAUUUUGUGGCUCCAGCAAGCAUCAGUUGAUUGGUUGUGGAAGCUUUUCCCUGUUUUGUGUUUCU
Panicum virgatum (switchgrass) is the source of this 3760-nucleotide messenger RNA. Its product is annotated as ubiquitin carboxyl-terminal hydrolase 2-like. NCBI's taxonomy places the organism in Eukaryota, Viridiplantae, Streptophyta, Magnoliopsida, Poales, Poaceae. Gene Ontology annotation, biological process: protein deubiquitination. The coding region runs from base 1294 to 3318 and encodes 674 amino acids. Gene Ontology annotation, molecular function: cysteine-type deubiquitinase activity; cysteine-type endopeptidase activity. The record is from RefSeq and is a predicted model, not a curated record. Gene Ontology annotation, cellular component: nucleus; cytosol. The transcript is spliced from 6 exons.